This is a messenger RNA of Paramisgurnus dabryanus, 10376 nucleotides long. It is a transcript of the gene bahcc1b, whose product is annotated as BAH domain and coiled-coil containing 1b. Lineage: Eukaryota; Metazoa; Chordata; Actinopteri; Cypriniformes; Cobitidae. The record is from RefSeq and is a predicted model, not a curated record. Gene Ontology annotation, molecular function: chromatin binding.
UGACUCGGGCAUACUUUUUUGGCCGUCAAAGCCAAAACUGUGCUGAAUGCAAGACGUAGGAGAAACUCUUAACGGGAUUAUAACAUCUGUACGGCGUUCGGUUUCGUUCUCUUGGUUUCCCGCUCUGGAUUUCGGAUUUAUCAUUUUUUUAUCGGGAUGGAAGGCCGGGAUUUCGCACCUCCGCCGCACCUUCUGGCAGACCGAGGCGCUCUGGUUCACAGAGCCGCCUCGAGGAUCACUCCAACCGGGCAUACGACAGUGCAGCAUCCCGGUCACUUCCAGCCUGGAAAAUAUUAUACAUCGCACAUACCGAUGCCCUCACAUUCAGGGAGUGGAUUGAUAGGGAACUCUUCGGCCUCCUUCAUGGGUACAUUUUUGGCUAGCAGUUUGGGUUCGCCUUCCUCGCACCCCUCCGGACCCCCAUCAUCCCCCUCUUCUCCACCCUAUCGCACCGGACCCCACUCCACGGCCCCGUCACAGAUCUGGUUUUCCCACUCGCAUGAAGCCCCAGGGUAUCCCCGCUUUUCAGGGAGUCUAGCCCCCACCUUCCUACCCAUGAGUCCCCUGGAUCACCAUGGCAACAGCAGCGUACUCUAUGGACAACAUCGCUUCUAUGACACUCAGAAAGAUUUCUAUCUACGAAGCCUUCCGUCACAGCCCCACCUUCUCUCCACCAAUCACAGUCUCCCAUCUCUAUCUCGAACUGCCCGUACCCACCCACUAGACUCCUGCAGCCGUGAGAGGGAGUCUGGGAGCACAGCAUCCCAGAAGAGCUCCAAAGAGACGGGUGUAGCAGAGAGAAGAGUAACACCCGGAGGAAAAGAAAAAGAAAAGACUAAACAGGAGUCCAAGCUGGAUCGCCAGCACCAUGGACCACCACCCACCCUUCACCACCAUCACCAUCCACAACACCAUCAUCCAAGCCUAGAAGAUGACCUCCGACACAAAGACGACCCCAAGCACCUUAGCUCCUGCCUGCUUAGUACGAAGACCCAAAAUGGUUCUGACCCAGGGGCCACAGCCAGGGGCUCACUGCCUAGUUGUGUGGGACCAGGGGCCUCAGGUCUGGGAAAUGGCCGGCAAAGUGGGGACGGUCACUGUUGUAAGGAGGGAGUAAGUGGAGAGAUGCGAAUUAGCGAGCCACCCUCAGACUGUCUUCGGCACAGUGCCAUGUUGGGCCAUGCCCACCCAGUACCUUACUCCAUGCCCCCUCCCUUGGCCCUAACCUCUGGGUCCUGGUUACAUCCAAGUCAUCCACACCAUCACCAUACUCAUCAUCCCCAUCCAGAUCUCUUCUGCCCACCACCCCCUGCUCCACUAACCAUGCCCACUGCUCAGGAAAAGAGCCUGGCUUCUGGAGCAGGCAGGGACUCCGAAGUGACGGGACCCACCUUUGUUCCCUCUGUGGGGCCACUGGGGGACAAAACCAGUGGACCGUUUCAACUGGGAAACUCGCAUUGUCGAGGUGUGGGAGGUGGUAUGGUGGCUGUUGGAGGAGGUACAGGGAAAGAAACCAAAACUCCUGAGAAGAGCAGCAGUGGAAGUAGAGCACCUCCUCCUGCACCUCCCCUACAGCCUCCUACUGGUAGCUGCCAAAGAAAAUCUUCCCAACAGCAACACGUAUAUGGCAAAGCAGACAAAGGCCCGGAUUGGCCCUCAGGCCCACAUUCUGGCAUGCACGAGGUUCAGCACAGUCAUACUCAGCAUUCCCACUCGGCUCGUUCAUGUAGCUUGGACAGCAGUGACGAAUCUGAUGCCUUUCGCCCCUCUCUGCCACAAGGCACAAAGGGUGGCCACCAAGGUAAAAGUAACAUUUAUGCCAGCACUCCACCUUUCCGGGACUGUUCCCACUCAGGUCCAUCAAACAGGUCUUCAUCUGAAGGUAAAAAUGGAGCUGAGAGUGACUGUACUCUUCAGAGGAACAAUCAGAGAGUUGCUCGGAUUCGUCAUCAGCAACAUGGAAACAGGGCUAGCUCUGGGGGACAGGGUCCAGAGCUGGAGACUAGCAACACUGCACAAGAGAAGAGGAAGGUGGAAAUGGAGACAGCAUCACAGGGAUACAUCAGCGGGCAUCAGACUGGCACUCAUCCCCCCUGGGGACACCAGGCUCGGUCGGAUGAAGAACAGCACAAGGCGUGCAACUCUCUCGCUGCUGGGUCCCGUAGUUCUCAAGGGGAACCUCAAACGCCCCAUAAAGAGGACACAUUGGGCCCUCAAGGACCUGAAAGCAAUGCCAUGAGAAGUCUGAUGAAGUACAGCACCCAGCAACCCUUGCUGUUCUCUCAGAAGACUCCAUUUGGUGGCCUGGGCUGCCUCAAGCAGGGGGUAACUAGGGAGAGAACCGAGAGGAACGAGAGAAAUGACAAAAGUGGAAGCAGUUCGAGCUGUGCUUUACAGGAGGCAAAGCAGACCCUGCCCCCCAGGAGAUCCUCAUCAUCUGGUGAGAGCGAGCGCUCGGAGCGGAUGGGUAAAGACUCAGGGGAGGCUCAGGGGGAGGGAGAGGUGCGGCAACCCCCUGUGGGGAUAGCAGUGGCCGUUGCCAGGCAGAGAGAGCCCCCAUGCCGCCUGCCAGACGGGCAUCCCACCCAUAACCACCACAGCAGAGUGAUGCCCAGCAUGAAGGGUAUUGGACGCCCCAUGUACCAGAUGGAUCGGGAGGUGGAUGAGGAAAGAAAAAGAAUCUGUGAGGAACAUCUUGGAAUGCCUCCAUUCGACAGAGAGAGAGAUCUCCUCCUCAGGGAAAACAAAGACAGAGUUGAGUUUGCCAGGAUCCACCCCUCCAGUAGUUGCCAUGGAGAUUUGACCUCACACCUUAUUGUGCCAGGCAGCAGCCAAUUAGGCACUGAGCCAUCUGCUCAUGCCCACCCUUCCCAUCAUCACUGGAUGCCUCGGACAGGAAGUCCCUCCCUUUGGAUGGGACACUCCUAUGGUCUCAGUCAUGCAGCAUUACAUCAGAAUUUGACCCCGGGCUUUUCUGCAUCCAUGCCCAGCCCCUUGCAACCAGUCCUGCCUCUGCCUCAGGACCCUUCUGCUGCCCUGGUGGUCCUACCUACCGAGCCAGCUGCCCACCCUGCCACCCACCACCUUGAUGUAAUGGAGCAGCAGGGUUUGUGGCCCCCUGUUUAUGGAGCCCGAGGGCCCGCCUCACACAUGCAGCAUCACGCCGUCUAUUCCCGCUCCCAGUUUCUACGGCAACAGGAGCUCUAUGCGCUGCAGCAGCAGCAUCAGCACCAGCAGCAUCGUGUGGCGCAGGCUUUGGAGCUAGCGCACAGACACAGCCAUUCACAGAGGAAACCCGAGGAUCCCCCCAUCGAUUUGGUUGAGGGAUCGUCUGAGCUUCGCAUGCCCAAGCAUACCAAGCCCUUCUCCGUUGGCCCCUCCAGUAAACCGCCUCCCUCCUCUUCGUCCCCGGGGGGCUGCGCCUCUCGUCUUUCACCCUGCUGUCGCUCACCAGCCCCACGGUCCCACCUCAAAAGCACGCCUUGUCCCGAGCCCAGCCCGGCCGUGGCUGCUCCCCGCUCACCGGCGCUCAGCCCCCACGCCACCCCACACCACCUUCCUAAGCCUGCCGAAUCCCAGGACAAGAGAGGCGAGGGGCAGCCCCCGCAGGACUACCCCCAGUCUCUAGAGCCUGAUCUCCCUCCCGGCUACACUUACCCAGCCAUCGCCAUGGGUUACAAAGGUGGCCCCUCCCCUCAAGAGGUCCAGUUGGCUGAGCAUGCAGACUUGGAGGCGGAACAAGCGGAACCUGCUGAACCUGCGCCUGAGCCCCACCCCCUUACUCCAAAAGGGGAGGAGCCUGUUAGUCACACUGGAGUGGGCUCUCCUUCCACUUUGCCCCAGGAAGUCGAGCGUGUCGAAGAAGAUGUUGGAGCAAUAGGAGGUGAGGUUGAUGAAGGAGAGUCGGGGGUCACCUGUGGUCACCUUUGCCCCGGUAUCGAUUCUCCUUCGAACCCUCAUUCAGUUACAGCGACUGUAAUACCUAACAGCCAAGUUAGUAAAAUAGAGAUUUCAGAACCAGAUAACAAGGAGAAUGAUGAGGAACUACAAGACCCAGUCAAGGUUACUAUGACCACCAUCCAGGAGCUGGCGGUGGGAUCUACUGAGAAUGACCCAAAGAGGAAGGCUGAAGAUGAGUGCAGAUCAACCAAUGACCUAGGGACUACCGACACAUCGCCACCCCUGUCCCCCUGCCCUGUGCCCUCAGCCCUGGGAAAUCAGUACCCAGGCAGCUGCAUUUGGAGUCUGGAGCUGCUCAUCGCAGCAGCUUUGUGUGCCACGAGAGAUGCCCGCAUGGCGGCCCCUGCGUCUGUGUCUGCUAAUGUGGUGGCCCCUAAUUACGGCAUAGCAUUACUGAGUGAAAUGGCUGAGCUGGAGCGAACCCAACAACAAAGAAAUGACAUGGUGGAGAAUGAAGAAGACAUGCUGACCUUUGAUCUUCAAAGUUUGGCAACCCUAGCUGCCGCUCGCGCUCUGGAGCUGGCCCCGCACACAACGACAGACUCCACCCCACCUCUCCGCAAAAUCCUCAAUUUGCGCAGGAAAUGCAAGUGGACGCCCCGACCUGAACCGGUGUGUCCUGUUAAGGGUACCAUGGAAACACUGGACCGCGAGGAGCUAGCAAUGCGCGUGCGACUGGCAGAACUGCAGCGGCUCUACAAGGAAAAACAGAGGGAGCUGGCGAAGCUACAGAGAAAACAUGACCACCAGAAAGACGAAACCUCUCGCAGUCCAGCUCGCCGAGGACCUGGAAGGCCACGGAAACGCAAGUCCACGUCGGCGCCCCCUGUUACCGCAGACGCCCCUAGAAAAAUCAAGUCGGCUGGGAUGGGGGCGGGGCCAGGCCUUCUUACGGCUGAGGAGUUGGCUGGAGGCGGAGACAGGAAGAGGAAGAGGAUGUCUAAUAGCCCUUACCAUCAUCACGGCAGCGCACAGGCUCACUGCCGGCCAAGAGGAAGACCGAGACUGCUGAGCACUAAGUUUAAGCAGAAGGCUUGCUCACAGCUGAAACAGAAAGCCAAAGCCAAGCGUGGAUCGAGACUGGUGAAGCUGUUAUGUCACCGAGAGAGUAACGCAACAAAACAUCUGUCAAGAGGUGACGGUGGAAAAGAAGAACAUGCGCUUCGUAAUAAAACUGGAGAAUAUAGUGACACGGCAGGUAGUGGGGCAGCAGUCCACCAAGGAUCAGACGGGAAGCAGACCACAGUCAGGAGAGGUCCGAGGUCAAAGGCUUUCCUAAGCUGCACCUCCUCACCACUUCCAACUCAAACUCAGCAGCUUCACCGCAAUAAGGCCAUGACCGACAGCAAGCUAGAAGCUCCCGAGAAGGGCAUCUCUCCGUCCGACAGUGACACGGAGGAGGAUGAUGACUGCAUGUAUGACAGUGAGGAAGGGGCAGAGGGCAUCAAGAAUCUAUCAUCUAAAGAGCAGCUGUCUGGAGCCAGCCGUCCUUCACAGUGCUCCAUUGUGAAGCUUGAGGCCAAUCAGAAAGCCAAGAACAAGACAGAAAGACAAGGAUUCGAGUCCAGCACUAAAGACAUGAAGAUGAGAAGGAAAGCCCCGUGUAGGCAAACCCUGGUCAGUGCUGACAAUAGCCACUCAGAAAUGGAGGAAGAUAGGAGACUGACGUUACCCAGGUGGAGAGAGGGGUCAAGGGAGAACACCUUUGACCACAUUAGGGUCCUCAAGAGCUCAGCUACUCCACGAGAAAGAACCACCAGGAAAAGUGCAAUGCUUUUUGGCAAGAGGAGGGUCAGAAGCUGCUGGUUGGAAACGCUGUCGUCUCAGUAUGAUGACAUCACUUGGACCAGGCGAAUCAGAAACAAGCAGGCUAAGGGACGAGCAGUCAGUCGUUUGCUGGAGAGCUUUGCCGCCGAUGAGGGUUUCCGUAUGGAUGACGACAGCAGCUUUUCGGAAGGAGAGGAGGAGGAGGAGGAAGAUGAUGAACUGGAGCUGUUGGGUAAUGCACCGCCAGCCCUGCCCAAAUGUACUCUCACCAAAGAAAUCCUGAGGGAUGGACUGAAAGUGUUAAUCUCAAAGGAGGAUGAGUUACUGUAUGCUGCCUAUGUACAUACACUGGACCUGCCUGAUAUAUACAGUGUUGUCGUCGAGGGGGAGCGGGGAAACAGACCAAGGAUCUACUCUCUAGAGCAGCUGCUGAAAGAAGCGGUUUUGGAUGUGCAGUCGGAAACAGUGGAAACACUGACGGCCGGCACAAGAGUGUGUGCCUACUGGAGUGAACGCUCACGGUGCCUUUAUCCUGGAUAUGUCCGUAGAGGUGGACCAGGAGAGGAACAGAGGGAGGGCAGCGUCAUGGUUGAAUUUGAUGACGGAGAUCGUGGAUGGAUUUCUCUCCAAAACAUCCGAUUGCUACCACCAGGCUACCAAAUUCACUGUGCAGAGCCUUCACCAGCCCAUCUGGUCUCGCCUACCUGCCGCAAAAGGAAGAGCUCCACUCAAGACAAGAUAACUCAGCAGGCUGAUGUUGCUAACACAGAAUCCAAGAAGAAUGUUAUUAAAAACAAGCCAGGAAGGCCAAAAUCCGCCAAUUCUUCAUCAAAGAGCUGUGUGGCUGAGAAUGUGAUGGAAACUGCAUCUCCGCUUCUAGGCUGGCCGGUUGCCACCACGUCCAGAAGGAAGCCCUCCAUGGAUCUGUUCCAGUUCAACGGGUUAACCAAGAAAGCUCUUAGGGGGAAGGAGUCCGACAUGUUCCCAUUACUUAGCUCCACCAUGGCCACCCCAGCCAAAGGCAUCUUUAGUACUUCCUUUGAGGUUGAUUCUUUCAGUAGCAUCGCAAAUGGUUGCACUUCCUUCGGGAAUCAGCAGUUGACGACAGGCCUAUCACUCGGUCACAAGGGAACCUCUAGUUUACGGGGAAGAAAGAUAGCAGACAGGAAGGAAUUUCUGGUCAAACUGGACCACGAAGGGGUAACAUCCCCUAAGACUAAGAAUGGAAAAGCAUUGUUGCUGCUUGGAAAUCCAGAGGUACAUAAUUCUAGAGGCGGACGGAUGGAGAAAGGCUUUGGAGCCAAAGGAAUAGGAGAACUGACCUCAAGUAUGGGCUACUCCCAGUCUGUUCUCCUAGUUAAAGAUGCCAAAAGAAACAGCGGAAAUCUUCUCAAAGGUUCGUCAGACAUCCGUAAGCACCCUCAGGGUCUUGGGCUCAGUGAAUAUGCAGAUUAUGGACCUAACUGCCACAGCGACUGCCUAAGCUCCUACUCGGAUAUGGACGAAGAUGAAGACGAGGAAGAAGAUGCGAGAAGAGCAGCGAUGCGCACCACCGGGCGCUUUCUGUCUCGUCUUUCUGUUUCAUCAUCGUCCUCGGGGUCCUCCAGCGCAUCAAGCUCGGGAUCACUGUCCAGCUCAAGUAUUUGCUCAUCUGAUAAUGACUCUUCCUACAGUUCAGAUGAAGAAGAGGCAUCACGGCUUCUGCUUCAGGGUUGUCUGUCCUCUCAUCAUUCAUUGAUUCAGCAACAGCAGCAUCCUGAACCUCCUACUGCCCCUCCACGUCAUGCCUUUGGCAUCUCAAAUUCAAAGGUCGCCGUCAAUAGUAGUACAGGCAAACCUCCGAGACGAAAAGACAUUGCCAACAACUCUGCCUCUGUGGUCCAAUCCAAAUCUUCCAAAGACUUUCCUAAAAAACAGAAGAUACCAUCUUCAGAUAGUCCACUGAACACAUCCUCAUUGAUGCCGGGACGGCAGCUGUGGAGAUGGUCGGGUAACCCUACUCAGAGACGAGGAUUGAAAGGUAAAGCUAGGAAGCUCUUCUACAAGGCCAUCGUUCGUGGGAAAGACACAGUCCGAGUCGGUGACUGUGCCGUGUUUCUCUCUGCCGGUCGACCCCACCUUCCUUUUGUUGGCCGCAUUGAGAGUCUCUGGGAAUCCUGGUCCAGCAACAUGGUAGUCAAGGUAAAGUGGUUCUACCACCCUGAGGAGACCAAACUUGGAAAAAGGCACCGGGAUGGGAAGCAUGCACUAUACCAAAGUUCCCAUGAGGAUGAGAAUGACGUCCAAACCAUCUCCCAUAAGUGCCAGGUGGUGAGUCGAGCAGAAUACGAGCGCCUGAGCCGUAUCAGGAAGCCUAACAGUAACGGUCAAGAUCUCUAUUACCUGGCUGGCACUUACGACCCCACCACUGGCCAGCUGGUGACCGCUGAGGGGGAGUCCAUCGUCUGCUAGGGUUUGAAAAUGGCUGGAUGCACUACUGAAAUCACAGUUUCUCUAUGGGGGAUAUAAGAAAUGGCUGACAAUCAGGCCAGUCUUAUAGAAGAUAUACAACUCUAGCACGAUGUGGAAAGUAAUCUGAACCCACAGCAACUUUUUAUCUCUAUGGAGUAAGCAUAUGGAGAGAACAACUCGUGGUGAUCAAUGAAGGCUUCACAGUCAUGGAAUACAUUUGAAAUCUUUUACUGAGAAAUGGUUAAGCACUGGACUUGUUGGGAAAGGAUAUUUAGACUUACAAACAUGGAUCGUGGGGAGGUGUGAAACACUGACUGUAUUGCCGAAAGAUCUUUAGGAAAGAUCUUCACAUCAAACUGAUGUCUCCAGGACUUCUAUCCCAGCAGGACCAAAUACACUGUUACUAUGAGCUGUGGUAUGAUCUGUUUGUUUGUGUGUUUGCGUGAGAGAUGUGAAUGAGAUGGUACUUUUUGCAGUAUGCAAAUAUGUGAAAAACCAUGUGCGAAUGCAGAGAUCAGCCACAAAAAGAAAAACAAACAGGAACGGGUGUUGACCUGAAGAUUAGAAGAGUUGAGUUCUUCUAAACUGAACGAUGCUCUCACACGUGUACAGUCUGAUGACCUCUUUUGACAAUUCCAGGGAUUUUUUUAUUGGUUUAUUUUCACUCUUUUGAAGAAGAGAUAACGAAAAGUCAGUGUAUUAAAACGUCAGCUUAUGAACUGAGUUUUGUGCGAAAACAAACAAACACAAAAGGAAUGAUUUUUCCAGUCAAGCCAUACACUUCUGUACCUCUUGCUUAUCUUCUCAUUCAGGUGUAUAGUUGUACAAUUGAUUUAUUUGAUGUGUGUACAUAUAUAAAUAUAUAAAUAUAUAUAAAAACCACAAACUGUAAAUAUAAUAUAAAUGAAGAGAGAACUCUAUUCCUCUUUAUUGCUCUUGAUCGUGUUAUUUUUUUAAAAAUUGUUUAGGAAGUUUGCUUUAGAGACAGGCAUGAUUUCGGACACCUUAGUUUCCAAAUAUCCUCUUCGCUGUUGUGCAUGAGGAGGAUUAGGAGGGGAAUCGACACCAUGCAGUCUAGUAGUUAGCAAUGAGGUGAUAAAGAGGAAACAGGCUGUCUGUGUCCACUUCAUUGUUUCUUUCUUGUGCUGUUUAAUUUUAUUUUGAAUGAUUUCAUAUUCCAUUGCGUUAUUUUUUGUGAUAUAAUCAUUAACCAAUCAAACGAAAAGCUCUCGGAUGUGCUAAAGACUUUCUGAAGUCAGUAGUACCCCGGUCUAUACAGCAUGCACAUUAGAGGUGGCAUGACCAUCCUGAAAUGACAUUUAAACAAACCUUACUGAAGAAAUCAGGCCUCCAAAGUGUCAAACCAAAGUAUGUCUGUGGAAUUACUAUAAACCCAAUUGCAAUAAAUAUGUAGACUGAAUCAUAAAUGAGGGGCACUUGCAAUGUUUUUAACAGCUAAUUUUGCAGAUAGCUUUCAUGUUUGCCUGAAACGUUGUCAGUAUGUUUCAGAAAUGUUGUAGCAAGGUUUCAGCAAGGGUUUUAUGUUUUAGAGGAGUGGGUAUGCGAAUUUUCAGCACUUCCUAUUGCUGUCCUAUGUCACGUGAUCAUGAAGGACAAUCAUUACCUGUUAGUGAGGGCAGUUUAAAACAGAUCAAAUCUAAAUACGUCACUUUUCUUCCUGCUUUGCCAAAAAUCGUUUCUUUUUCCAUUGUCAAUGUUGUACUUUUAUUUGUUCGAUAUGCAAGCCUGUACAGAUUGUUCCUUGUUGGAAUUGUGAAAGGAUAUGCCUUCAAUCCUAAAGGAUGACUUACUUUUUUAUGACAUUGUUGCUGUUACACUGCAGAAGCUAAAGCUUUAAGUAAUAUGAUGUGAAAAUAAAUGUUACGUCACUUUCUGGGUCUAUAAAAAAAUAAGAAAAAAAUUAAAAAUGGUAUUUUUGUAACAAACACUGGAUUGACGCAAACUCUUCAUAUGGUGACGCUGGCACCACCAGCGUGCCAGGAAGUUGGCUCAGCCUCAAAGGAAACUGAAUCAUUGUGUAACCUGAAUUUGAGACCCACUUGGAACUGAUUUUUAUGGUGGAUGAUCUUUUUUGACCUUGUGGGAAAUAUAACUCUGAGAUAUUUCCACUCUUAAAACGUUAUUUAUCUUAAUUUUAUUGCAUUCAUGUUGCAUUUAAUUAAAAAAAAUCUAAAUUA